UAGUAAAGGUUCUCGUUACUUUUUAGUCUAAACGGUAAUUUGAUUGCCCAUCAAAAAACCCAACAGAACUUUCUCAAAAACCUUGUUUACAAGCUACAAGCUUUCCUUUUACUAAAGCUUAAAGAAUCAGUGCAGCGAAGCGAAAAGUAACUGUGGAAAGUCAUCAAGGGAAGAGUCUGUACGGCUAAAGAAGUUCAGUUAGGCCUUAGUCGCGUCGCGGUCAAGGCACUGCGGUAACGUCCGCGUCUCGCUUAAAAAAAACUUUAAAAAACAAACGCGCGCGCUCCCGGCUGUCAAAAAAAGGUUCUUUAUACUACAAACAUUCAAGUUCAAUUUUGAGUUUAAUAGUAAAUAUUGUGAUGAUGAGAUGGUGAUUGUGACUUAAACAGCCCUGUAUACACCAUGGGUCCCCCCAUCACAGUGUGGCCGGAUAGUCACCCAGGAGACGGUUUGGUGUCGCUAGUGGACAAGACGCGGGUGUUGUUGAAGGUGUCUGUGUGUCUGUUCGUUCUCCACGCCUUGUUGGGGCAGAGUGCGAGGGCGGGCCCUGUUAUAUUUAAUGUGGAUUAUUUACAAGGUCCAGUGCCACUAGCUAGGAAUAUACGCCACUUGCCAUGCAUAUCAAGACGAACAGGCCAAGAAGGCCUCUGCAUGUUCGCCAUCGACUGCCUCAAAGCGAACGGCACACACCUAGGAACAUGCAUAGACAGGUUCUACUUCGGCUCCUGCUGCCAAGUACAGGACAAGAACGUAAUACCUAUAAAUAACAUUGAAGAUAACUCCAUAGAUGGCGCUAACUUCGUCCAUCCACAGACUGAAGAGAAAACUACAGUAAAAGUUGAAGAAACAACUAAAGUAACUACUGAAAAAACUACGAUAGCAGAUAAAAUAGAAAUGGAGACAAAGUCUGACGAUCUAGAUAAUAAGAUACCUGAUGAUAAGACUACUCUUGAAUUAGAAGCUACUACUAAAGCAUUUAAACCUGAAGAGGCUACAGAAAUUCCUGUUAAAAUAUCUACAUUCCAGACGGUCUCUGGAGAUUUAGUCACAGAAAAAUCUACGACGGAAGCGAUAAAAACAACUGUUUCGACUACAGAACAGACAACAGCGAAGCCUAGUAGGAAACCUGUGCUUACUUAUAAACCUAGACCGCCAUACAGACCUACUAACUUUACCAAGCCUCAGUAUAUACAGCCAAAUAGACCAAAACCUACUAAACCUUUAUCAGUAUACAACACUACUAGAAAACCUAUCUAUCGCCCGACACCUAAAGUGCCUUCUACUAAAAAGCCAUUACCAAUCCCUCCUAGAUUAAACAUCACUAUUCUACCGCAAUCUACUAGCUCCAGACCUAUUUUCACUAGACCACUUUCAACUAUAACUUUUAUAAACGCAACACAAGAAACAACCUCUACAACAACGACAACUGAAGCUCCAACAACUGAGAAAACUGUUGAGACCACUGAAAUAAUAACUGAACCCUCAACAACAUCAACAACAUCAACGACUACAACCACAACAACAACAACGACGACAGAACAACCAACAACAACAACAGAGCAACCAACAACAGCUCCUACUACAGAAGUAACAACCACGGAAACUGUCACUGAAAUUCCGACUUUAAAACCAGUGACGGAGACUGAGAUUCCAACGACAGACAAGUCCACCGAUUACCCUCCUUUCGUGACGUGGUCGAGUACGGUGGACGCCGCUACCAAAGCCCCUGAAAACACUACUACGCCUUCUGAUGAAAUAUGGUCCCCCAUAACGCCACCGGAUGGCUGGGUGUUGCUGACCGUGCCCCCCGAAACAACAACCACAACAACAUCAUCAACAACGACAUCAACAACAUCAACGACAACUACAACUACAACAACGACAGAAGCACCCACAACUGAACCCGAAACCGAAGCGCCCACAACAGAACAACCAACAACAACAACAACAACCACAACAACAACGACAACGGCAAAACCAACAACAACAACGGAAGCGACAACGGAACCGGUCACGGAAGCCAUGUUGGAGUUCACAGUCAACGUGACGUUGUCGCCAACAGUGCCGCCAAUGACAACGGAAACGAUAAUGACUACGGUGACAACGAACAACGCGACAAAUGCUACGGAGGCUAGCACCACCACCGAGGCGCCUGUAACCACCACCGAAGCGGUCAACAUGUCUGACUACAAGGAUGUGUGCGGUCGGCGCCUUUGGCCCCAGGGCCGGAUCGUCGGCGGGGCCAAGUCGGGCUUCGGGCAGUGGCCCUGGCAGAUCUCCUUGCGUCAGUACAGGACGUCGACGUAUUUGCAUAAGUGUGGAGCGGCCCUAUUGAACGAGAAUUGGGCGAUCACGGCGGCUCAUUGUGUUGAACAUGUACCUCCAUCGGAGCUACUAGUCAGACUGGGAGAACAUGACCUGGCCACAGAAGAUGAGCCCUACGGCUUCGCGGAGCGGAGAGUACAGAUCGUGGCCAGCCAUCCGCAUUUUGAUCCUGCUACGUUUGAAUACGACCUGGCGUUACUGAGAUUCUACGAGCCAGUGACGUUCCAGCCCAACAUCCUGCCGGUGUGCGUUCCUGACGACGACGACGACUUCGUCGGCAAGACGGCGCACGUCACGGGCUGGGGACGACUUUAUGACGACGGUCCCCUCCCCACCGUCCUUCAAGAGGUGGAGGUGCCCAUCAUCAACAACACGGCCUGCGAAGCUAUGUACCUGGCAGCGGGAUACAAUGAACAUAUACCUAACAUCUUCAUAUGUGCUGGUUGGAAGAAGGGAGGAUCUGAUAGUUGUGAAGGGGACAGUGGCGGCCCUAUGGUGGUGCAGCGCGCUCGUGAUGGUCGCUUCGUGCUCGGCGGCGUCAUCUCGUGGGGCAUCGGCUGCGCCGAGCCCAACCAGCCCGGCGUCUACACGCGCAUUUCUGAGUUCCGGGAUUGGAUCAACCAGAUACUACAAUUUUAAGCCAUAUUGCUGGGAAAUAUUGCCGAACUUGAAAAUUAUAGCAGAGAGAAAUCUCUAGUAAGAAACUAAAA
Messenger RNA from Cydia splendana, 3035 nucleotides. RefSeq names its product serine proteinase stubble (gene Np). Gene Ontology annotation, molecular function: serine-type endopeptidase activity. The record is from RefSeq and is a predicted model, not a curated record. The transcript has 11 exons. The coding region runs from base 403 to 2964 and encodes 853 amino acids. NCBI's taxonomy places the organism in Eukaryota, Metazoa, Arthropoda, Insecta, Lepidoptera, Tortricidae. Gene Ontology annotation, biological process: proteolysis.